UUGGUAUAUGCUUUCAUCAAUACAGAUCAUACAUGCCCAUUUUUCCAUCAAUAUAUCAUCGUUGUCAAGUUAGCUAAAUAAAUUAAUAAGAGGCUGAUACUGCAUUAGUUUGGGAUUAAUCCAAGCCAUAAGUUUGGUUGUUAAGUUAGUAACUUUCACACCUACACCCUUGCAAUCCUUAUAAUUACAAGUACCAGCCCUGCAAGUCCACAUAUUUUUAAAUUUUUUUAAUAAAUAAAUAAGAGGGAUUGUGUGGAAAGUAUGUGGAGUUCUUAUCCACUGUCUCGUUGGAUUUGUACUACCAUCAAUAGCAAGUGGAUAACACCGAAUCUCAUAAUAAAUACCAAGUCACCAGCUUUUUGACAAUUCAUUGAUUGACCAAUGGAAAAUUUGUAAUCUUUUUUAUCUUCAUUUCUUGUUCUUCUUCGUUAGAGCUGAAGGAGCAUGCAUGGUGAUGAGAAUGGAGUCUUCAUUGAAGCUACAAAGCAAGCAUGGGACAAUGGAUGAUGAGGUUGAGGAUGAGCUUGGUUCAUUGUCUUCUUCUUCAUCAUCUUCUUCUUUCUCUGAUGAAGAGUGUUCAAGCAGUACAUUGACAUGUUCUUCAUCUUCUGAGUUUUUGGAGGAUGGAGCAGCUUCAUCUUCUUUCUUAGAGAUGUCUUCUCUUAUAGCACAACUUCCUCCAAUGAAAAGAGGUCUUUCAAAACAUUUUCAAGGGAAGUCCCAGUCAUUCACAUCUUUGGCAAAUGUGAGAAGCUUGGAGGAUUUGGUGAAACCUGAGAGACCAUUGAAGAAGCUCAAGUCUUGCAAGAGCUUUGCAGAUGGUUUAGAUAGCAAGAGAGCACCCUCUACAAAGAAACCUUUGAAAACACUUACUGCAAAGAAAUUUCCAGUCACUAAUUAAGAAGUCCUCUGAACAACAACAACAACAACAACAACAACAAACCUUUUUGUUUGGUUGAAAUGCUCUGUAUAAUUAUCCACUGUCGUUCCUUGCGUGUGAGUGUGUGUGUUUGUGUGUGGGUAGAGUACAUACUAGAACAUACUUGUGAGUUCAGUGAAGAAAUGGGUGUUUUU
Molecule: messenger RNA, 1074 nt
Organism: Dioscorea cayenensis subsp. rotundata (Guinea yam)
Lineage: Eukaryota; Viridiplantae; Streptophyta; Magnoliopsida; Dioscoreales; Dioscoreaceae
Exons: 1
Coding region: 449-901 (150 amino acids)
Source: RefSeq, a predicted model, not a curated record